CAGCUGUUUUUUCUUAAGUUUCUAACAAGAAUGUUGACUUAUUGAAAGCUGACUUUACAUACUGAUAUGAAGCUGUAUCAGCAUAUCUAAGUCAUUAUUUCAUCUUUUAGCAUUAAUUUAUCUUUUGUUAUCAAUUAAUUUAUACCUAAAUUUCCAAAUACACUCAGUUCUUACUAAGUCAUUUUAAGUAUUCCAGACAAGUAUAAAGAAAUGUCUAUACAAGUGAGGCUUUCCAGAUUGAUUCUAUUUACACUCUUACAUUUAUUUUCCUUAACUCUCACUUUUAUUUUCCUUAACUCAUCAGGUAAUAAUAUUUAAAAACUAUGUCACGGCAUAAUUUGUACUCCAAUGCUGCUGUUGUUCACUUGUGUUUCCUGGAAUGGACUAUCUAGAAGAGGGUGUGGAAGGUUAAACUUCACUCACACCUGAGGGUAAAGCAGGACUACUAACAGGAAGGAGGUAAUAUUUGUGAAAAUUCUCCAUCUUUGCCAGGAAGAGACUCCUGCUCUUUCUGGGAACUUCCUUUAGUCCAUGCCAAGCACUACCAACCAUCCUAACCUGCAUCAGCAUUCCAGUUUUUCUCUUGGAUGUCCCUCCCUCAAAUCCUGUUAUAAAAGCAGAGUCAUCUCUGCCCUGACAAACCACUCCAGAUUUCUGCAAGAAAGGUAAGUGGGAGCUGAAAGAUGAUGAGAGACUUGCAGGGGUUCACCCCUCACUAGGAGAAGGUGUUCCAGAGUUCUUGCUCUCACAUAAUGCAGAGCUUUGUGACUCAGUCAAGGCUACCUAUGGAGCUUUCAGAGAAAGGAGGAAACAUGGAUUUCUGGACCACAGGGGGAAGAUAGGAUAGUCAGUAUAUCCCUACAGAACUAGUAAAAGAAGGAAAGCAUAGUUCUUUCUACAUAUCCUCUCUAACCACACUACCUGGAGUAACUCUGAUUGUUCCUCCCUCAUAGACAAGAUGCUGUCUCACAGAGCCCUUCCCAGCCUGUCCUGGAUGCUGCUCUCCUGCCUGAUGCUCUUAUCUCAGGUGCAAGGUGAAGACUCCCUGAAAGAAGUACCCUCACCACGCAUUAGCUGUCCCACAGGCUCCCGGGCUUAUGGUUCUUACUGUUAUGCCUUGUUUCGGAUACCACAGACAUGGUUCGAUGCAGAAUUGGCCUGCCAGAAGAGGCCCUCAGGACACCUCGUGUCUGUGCUUAGUGGAUCUGAGGCUUCAUUCCUGUCUUCCCUGGUGAAGACCACAGGGAACAGCUACCAAUACAUCUGGAUUGGGCUCCAUGAUCCCACCCUGGGUGAACAACCCAAUGGAGGUGGAUGGGAGUGGAGUAACAGUGAUGUGAUGAAUUACCUUAACUGGGAGAGGAAUCCAUUUACUGCCUUAGACCGUGGUUUCUGUGGCAGCUUGUCAAGAGCUUCAGGAUUUCUGAAAUGGAGAGAUAAUACCUGUGAUGUGAAGUUGCCCUAUGUCUGCAAAUUCAGUGGUUAGGCUUAUCCAAAACAAAUAACCAAAAUUUGUCCUGAAGCUCGUCAUGGACAAGAGACUAAAUAUGAAGACUCACUCAGGAAGAGCAUGUUUUAUCCACAGUCCCCAUCAGAUCCCUCAUCUGUUCUUUCCAGAUCUUGCCUUAGUCAUUUCUGUAUAGGUUGUGGCCUGAAGUCUCAG
Messenger RNA from Peromyscus californicus insignis, 1663 nucleotides. Its product is annotated as regenerating islet-derived protein 3-beta-like. Gene Ontology annotation, biological process: venom-mediated disruption of cell wall in another organism; response to peptide hormone; positive regulation of cell population proliferation. NCBI's taxonomy places the organism in Eukaryota, Metazoa, Chordata, Mammalia, Rodentia, Cricetidae. The record is from RefSeq and is a predicted model, not a curated record. The transcript is spliced from 5 exons. Gene Ontology annotation, molecular function: oligosaccharide binding; signaling receptor activity; peptidoglycan binding. The coding region runs from base 959 to 1486 and encodes 175 amino acids.